Molecule: messenger RNA, 258 nt
Organism: Plasmodium gallinaceum
Lineage: Eukaryota; Apicomplexa; Aconoidasida; Haemosporida; Plasmodiidae
Product: conserved Plasmodium protein, unknown function
Exons: 1
Coding region: 1-258 (85 amino acids)
Source: RefSeq, a predicted model, not a curated record
AUGACAUCUGCUCCAGGUUUAGCAUUUGCUAAUUUAACAUUAAUGCUUGAUGUACCUCAACUACCAGCAAUUUUUUUUGUAAAUAUAAGAAAUAACUUUAAAGUUUUCAUGAAUGAAAUUAAGCAAAAGAUUAUAGAACAUGAAGAAAUUUAUUAUCCACAUAACAGAAUUAAUUUACAAAAUAAACGAAUAAAUAAAAUGGGAAGAAUAAGGAAAUAUAGUAAUAAUAAUAACUGGUUAUUUGGAAAUCCAUAUUAA